Molecule: messenger RNA, 1189 nt
Organism: Ornithodoros turicata
Lineage: Eukaryota; Metazoa; Arthropoda; Arachnida; Ixodida; Argasidae
Product: degenerin-like protein unc-105
Exons: 12
Coding region: 12-1097 (361 amino acids)
Biological process (GO): sodium ion transmembrane transport
Cellular component (GO): plasma membrane
Molecular function (GO): ligand-gated sodium channel activity
Source: RefSeq, a predicted model, not a curated record
CUUUCUGCGAAAUGGAAAGUCAGAGGUGCCAGUACCUCGAUCAGGAGCCAAAUGGAAGCAACAUAGAGUUAGAUGGAUACUUCACAAUAGUUUCAAAAGCUUCAGCUUCGCCUAAAUCGUUAUUCGAAUGCACGAUGCUUUCACCUGAUAUUACGUGCCCUGGCUUUCAUUGCUACGCAAACAUACGCAGGACGUACUUUAGGCACCCACAUCACAUGUGCUACACCUUUGACCCAGUUCAACAUGUGCAUCCGGAGAGCAACUUCAACAAGUGCAAAGCACCGUGGUCAUGGGAACUCAUUCUAACUGCGUCUUGGAACCCCACCGACAUUCUGGCAUUAUCCAAGUCCGAGAAAUUUCCCGUAAUCAUACACAGAACGGAGACCUGCCCUCCGGACAAGCUGUCUUCUGUAACAGCGGAGACUGGAAGAAGCUACGACCUCUCUGUCACUCAGCAAAUUAUCAAUCGUCUGCCGCCACCUUACGCCUCGAAAUGUACAGAUUAUAUGAAGCGUGGGAAAUAUGCGGUCUUCGGCGGUUACCUCACUCAAGAUACAUGCCUUCAAAAGUGCCAGAUGACGCUGGAAGUUCGUAAGUGCGGCUGUGUUGACGCACAGCACGAGUUCGCUGAAUUCUUCGGCGCUUCAGGCUGCUCCGCCAAGCAGCGAUCACGCUGCAUGGAGGAUCUCGCGAGCAAUAAAACGUUCCAGAUCUGCGAAAAGAAGUGCCGGGCACCAUGCAAAGAAGCGUCGUAUGAUGUUCGGUUAACAGGCAUCGGAACUGCGCCGGUGCCCUCGUACUCCAAAAAGGCACAAAAAAAACGAAUGGUUCUGAGAUUAAAGUUCUCUUCCGACACCCAGAAGAUUUUACAUUACCAACCCAAACUUAGGAUUAUUGAGGUUUUCGGUUACCUUGGUGGUUACCUCGGAAUGUGGCUGGGAUUCUCACUUUUCUCCUUCCUCAAAAUCAUCCAAGAAAAACUGGAAGAUGUACUCUUCGGAGCGACACCAAUUAAAGAAGUCACCUCAUUGAUUCCAGUGAUGAGAAAUCCAGCAGGUGUCACAAAGCCAAUUGUGCGGCGAAGAAUGAUAUCAUGACGUGGAAGAAUAUCGUCGAACUUCAGUCUGACAACAGACGUAUGGCACCUGUAAAAUAAAUGCAGACAUGCUUUAUGUUGUCACACACCUUA